UGAUGUCCCCGGGUGUUGUGCCACAUUUCAACACAGACGGCGGUGAGGGGUCAAUGUUGUCGGGGUCACUGGUCGGUACCACGUGGGGACGUAAAACCGGCGUUUACAAUGGACAAUUGAUACUUCGCGCGUCAUAUACGUUAGGUCGAGACACGUUUAGGGCUAAAUUGUUGUGUGUAUUGAGGUCUAACUGCUUGUGAAAGUAGGCUAGUGUUUUGUCAACUCCAGCACACUAGGAAGUGGUUAACCUGUAAUGUAGCUAGGCUUGACUGGGGUGUUUAAAAAAAGCUUUCGCACGAACGUCGAAUAAUUUCCUAGUUUCUCUAACUAACUUCACUUUUUUUAUUUUUAUCUCAGGGAAUGUAUUUUCUUUUAAACGACGUUAUUUACUAACGUGGCGUAAUAAAUAGAAGCUGGUGUCAUUUGUAGUUUGAUUGGCGAACUUCGAGAGGUGGUGUAAUUGGCUUGGUUUAAAUGUACCAACACGGUAUUUACUAACUAUAUUGGAGCUGUCAUAGACAACGGUAGUCGGUCUACUCUGAACUCUCACUAAAAUGUAACAGAAAUACGUGUCUGGAUUAUUUUCACCAGCACGUCGUUGAAUAAACGUAAGCUACAAUAUGAGCAGCGGAAAAUCCUCUUUGGUUGAUGGCGAAAUCAACGACAAUGAAAAUGUGUCCGAUUUGGAAAAAAAUAAAAUGAUGUCUGCCGGUGACAGCGAGGAGGUGCGCCUGGAGAACAAUAUACAACUCAACCGGAACGGUGACGAUACAACCAAAACGAUAAAACUAUACAAGCGGAGAUGGUUCAUCGUGCUGCUGUUCGGUUCGUAUUCUCUCUGUAACUCGUUUCAAUGGAUCCAGUACGGAAUUAUCAACAACAUUUUCAUGCGGUUCUACGGGGUAGAGUCUUUUACUAUAGAUUGGAUGUCUAUGAUCUACAUGUUGACUUACAUCCCCUUCAUAUUCCCAGUCACCUGGUUACUGGAUAAGAAGGGUCUCCGUAUUAUUGCGCUGGUGGCUACGGCCAUGAAUUGUGCGGGGACUUGGAUCAAGGUGACAAGCGUGAGACCGGAUCUGUUUGCGGUGACCAUGCUCGGACAGUUCUGUUGCUCCCUUGCGCAGGUAUUUAUCCUCGGGAUGCCGUCGAAGAUCGCCUCGGUGUGGUUCGGAUCGGAGGAAGUGUCCACCGCUUGCUCCAUCGGGGUCUUUGGAAACCAGUUGGGUAUAGCCAUUGGGUUCCUGGUCCCUCCCAUCCUGGUGCCUAACGUUGAGGACAUGGAUCAGCUGGCCUAUCACAUCAGUAUCAUGUUCUACAUCACAGCAGGAGUUGCUACCCUGCUCUUCCUACUGGUCGUCAUAGUGUUCCAGGAGCGUCCAGAGCUCCCUCCCACCCAGGCUCAGGCGACAGCUCGCUGCAUCCCUCCUGAACAGUACUCCUACACAGCCUCCAUCCUCAGGCUGCUCCGAAACAAACCCUUCCUCCUCCUCAUCCUCACAUAUGGACUGAACGUGGGCUGUUUCUAUGCUGUUGGCACACUACUGAACCGCAUGAUCAUCGAGCAUUACCCUGGUGAAGAGUUGAAUGCAGGGAGGAUAGGUCUCACCAUCGUUAUCGCUGGCAUGGUGGGGUCGCUGAUCUGUGGUAUCUGGCUGGACAGAACCAAAACAUACAAACAGACUACCCUGGCUGUCUACCUCAUGUCCUUCGUAGGGAUGUUGGUCUACGCCUUCACCCUCAGUCUGGGUCAUCUCUGGGUAGUCUUCCUCACCGCUGGAGCUCUGGGGUUCUUCAUGACAGGCUAUCUUCCCCUGGGCUUUGAGUUUGGUGUGGAGCUAACCUACCCCGAGUGUGAAGGCACCUCUUCAGGCCUGCUCAACUGCUCUGCACAGGUGUUUGGUAUCAUCUUCACUAUCUGCCAGGGGAAGAUAAUAGAUAACUACGGGACGCUGGCAGGAAACAUCUUCCUCUGUGUCUUCCUCUUCAUCGGAUCAGUCCUUACAGGCUUCAUCAAGUCAGACCUGCAGAGACAGAAGGCUAACCAGUUGGCCAAGGCAGCUGAGGACGGACUGCUCUCUGGACAGCAGCUGGGCUACGGGGCCACGGCUCUAAUCAAGAGACUGGACAGCCCUUCUGAUUCUUCUCAGACUUGAUCACUAACCCCCCCCCCCCCCCCCCCCCCUAACGCUUACACUCUUAGCUCGAACCUCAGACGAGCCAAGGUCCCUUCAGAUCCCGAGGACGGGACCCUCCCUGCCUCCGCAGUCCUCGACGGAACCAGGUUUUAGAGACGGACGAUCUGCUGGAGACACACACACACACAGUAAAUCACCAGCAUCUCCCACCCUGUGGAAUGUGAAGUUUAGGGGAGGAGCACAAUCAGGAAGUGUUUACGACCACUUCCCUUUAACACUGUCCAAAAAAGACAUCCAAUAUUUAUGCAACAACAAAUAUUAUUUCUGUAUAAUUUCUAGAUGUGCCAUAUCUAAUCUACAAAAUGUUUACUGUCCAAAAUUAGCACAAAUAAUACUGUCGUUCUACAGUAUACACUGAGUAUAGAAAACAUUAACACCUGCUCUUUCCAUGACAGACUGACCAGGUGAAAGCUAUGAUCCCUUAUUGAUGUCACUUGUUAAAUCCACUUCAAUGAAAGAAGUGAAAAGUGAAAGAAGGAUUCUUCAGCUUUGAGACAAUUGAGACAUGGAUUGUGUAUGUGUGCCAUUCAAAAGGUGAAUGGGGAAGACAAAAUAUUUAUGUGCCUUUGAACAGCGUAUGGUAGUAGAUGCCAGGUGUACCGGUUUGUGUCAAGAAUUGCAAUGCUGCUGGGUUUUUCCAAGCUCAACAGUUUCCUGUGUGUAUCAUGAAUGGUCCACCACCCAAAGGACAUCCAGCCAACUUGACACAACUGUGGGAAGCAAUGGAGUCAACGUGGGCCAGCAUCCCUGUGGAACGCUUUCAAUACCUUGUAGAGUCCCAUGCCCUGAAGAAUUUGAGGCGUUUCUGAGGGCAAAAGGGGGGGUGCUCUGCUCAAAGUAUCAUUUAGCUUUUUUUAAAGACCAAAUCCAACGUUUUGAGGAUCUUAACACAAUUUUUUUAUUUUAUAUAUUUUUUUACUAACCCCAAUCCUCGUUGUGCAACUCUGGGGGGGAAAAACUAAUGUGCCAAAAACAUCCAAAUGCGUCCUUUUAGAAAUCGUUAGACGUUGUACCGAUGAAAUUGUGUCAUUCUGAACUUUAAUCCAAUACAUUAUAUUUAAUUUUCAAAUGCGUCCUUUUAGAAAUCGUUAGACGUUGUACCGAUGAAAUUGUGUCAUUCUGAACUUUAAUCCAAUACAUUAUAUUUAAUUUUCAAAUGCGUCCUUUUAGAAAUCGUUAGACGUUGUACCGAUGAAAUUGUGUCAUUCUGAACUUUAAUCCAAUACAUUAUAUUUAAUUUUGUAGCGACUGAAGCGUCACUUCUUCUUUGUUCAUUCUAGCAGCAGACUGACUAUGCAGAGAAUGGAACAGCUGGAUGGGGGGAAAUGGCUUGAGUUGCAAGAAAUGGAAUAUAACGUUUGCGGAUAAAGUUCGGGAAGGACACAAUGUCACGUGUAAAGACCUGCAGCUCUAUACUGAGCGCGUUUUCCAUUUCUAAAAGGAAGUUUUUGGAGCGUGUUGGUUGUUUUGUUUCAGAGCCCCCCCCCCCCCCCCCCGUACUACACAACGAGGAAGUGAAUCGCAGAUGUGGGUAAUUUUCUCAAAAACAAAUGUUAAAAAAUCGACUUAGUUGUAAAAAUAAAUAAAGCAAACUUGUCCUUUUUAAGGUUUCGGUUGCAUGGAAGCAUUACUAAAACUACCACAAAGACAUGUGACAUCAGUUUUCAAUAUGUAGCCAUUGAGGUUGUUUUUGCAAAUUUUUUGUCGUUAACUUUUUAUUUAUUUUUAUUAAUCUUUGAAAGAAAUGUACAAAUAUCUUGGAGAAAUGUUUUUACAAAUACUGAUUUGAUUGUAAAAUGAUCAAUUGAUGACGUAAUAAAAAAACAGCUGGGAAAGUGCGUUAUGUUGUCGUGUCACACUAAUAAAGGGUAGAGUAUUUUUGUAAGAUAAUUUUAUACUACCUGUAUCUAUAAAGUGAUUUCCCUCCCCUGUCACUUUUCUAGAAACACUGACUUAUAGUUGUGUAUAACAGUCCAUGUUGUUCUGUAAAUGUCACAUCUAUUUAACAAACAGGUCUGUUUGUUGAAAUAAAGAAUGGUUUCCUAAAAGUA
Oncorhynchus kisutch (coho salmon) is the source of this 4246-nucleotide messenger RNA. RefSeq names its product feline leukemia virus subgroup C receptor-related protein 2. The record is from RefSeq and is a predicted model, not a curated record. Gene Ontology annotation, biological process: heme export; transmembrane transport. Gene Ontology annotation, cellular component: membrane. Gene Ontology annotation, molecular function: heme binding; heme transmembrane transporter activity. The transcript is spliced from 11 exons. NCBI's taxonomy places the organism in Eukaryota, Metazoa, Chordata, Actinopteri, Salmoniformes, Salmonidae. Bases 621 to 2153 code for a protein of 510 amino acids.